GGCCUCUGAUUGGCCGAGAGUGAAAUGGGAGGGACACAUUUCUCAAGCUGAUGCUCUGGAGAAACUUUUGUGUCCCGAAAGUGUAGCAGACAGUCUGACUUUCCAGCACAAAGACACAGUCCAGUGGACAGCACAAUCCAUCAGCUGCAGCAGAGACCUGAAACACCGUCAUCAUGUCCAGCAAGCGAGCGAAGGGAAAGACCACUAAGAAGAGGCCACAGAGAGCCACUUCAAACGUGUUUGCCAUGUUUGACCAGUCACAGAUCCAGGAGUUCAAGGAGGCCUUCAACAUGAUCGACCAGAACCGAGACGGAUUCAUCGAUAAAGAGGAUCUCCAUGACAUGCUGGCCUCUUUGGGGAAGAACCCGUCUGAUGAUUACCUGGAGGGCAUGAUGAGCGAAGCUCCAGGGCCCAUCAACUUCACCAUGUUCCUCACCAUGUUUGGAGAACGGCUCAACGGAACCGACCCGGAGGACGUCAUCAGGAACGCUUUCGCCUGCUUCGACGAGGAAGGAUCCGGUUUAAUUCAUGAAGACCACCUGCGAGAGCUGCUGACCACCAUGGGAGAUCGUUUCACAGAUGAAGAUGUGGACGAGCUCUUCAGAGAGGCUCCCAUUGACAAAAAGGGCAACUUUAACUACGGCGAAUUCACCCGGAUUCUCAAACACGGGGCCAAAGAUAAAGACGACAUGUAGACGAUCAGAGAGCAUCAGCCGCAGCUGCACAGCGCAUUACAAACACACGAUCAGCAUCUAGAAGUCAAAGAAAAACACAUUUCGUGUCACAAAUAUUCCAUGGUCUAUAAAAGAAGUCUUUUUUUUCUCUAAAUGCAUUCGAUACAACCAGGUUGCAUUGCUAACAAUCUGUGCAGCGUGUAUUUUGUGUUUUUAUGGGGGACUACAGUAUAAAGCAAUGUACUCUGCAGCUGCGGCUGGACGUCUUUGAGUUCGGAAUCUGUGCAACUCCGAAAUGAAACUACUACAUUGGAAAUGCCAUAAACCUGUAGAAAAGGUUAUUUUUACGUGUGUAUUUAAAAGGAUUAUCAGUAUCUCCCCCUCACGGAGCAAUAUGAUCAGAUAUCAAAAACAUUAUGGGUAUUUUGAAGUCAUUAAUGGAAGUACAGAACGACAGAUUCCUUAAGGUCACCUUCAUUUUUCAAACUGAUAUUCUCCUGAUAACUCUGAGACGCAGACUUUGGAAUAUGUUGAUUUUUUUGGUGGUACUGCUACUUGUAUUUUCCCAUUAAACCCUGUGAAUAUCUGGCUUAUAAAAUGUGUAUUUACAUGUGGCAAACUACAGUGAAUUCUCAAAAUCAUUUCUGUGCAUGCAUAAGUCAACAGUACUCAUUUCUGGACAUUUGCUCUGUAAAAUAAAGCAAUUUCCAUUACUCCACAACAUUACUACAAAUCUAUGAAAAACAAAGCUUUAUUUCUCUGUAAUGCUUGUACAAAAGGACAUCAAAUCAAAUAAAAU
Sinocyclocheilus grahami is the source of this 1473-nucleotide messenger RNA. RefSeq names its product myosin, light chain 9b, regulatory (gene myl9b). The record is from RefSeq and is a predicted model, not a curated record. Gene Ontology annotation, molecular function: calcium ion binding. The transcript is spliced from 4 exons. Lineage: Eukaryota; Metazoa; Chordata; Actinopteri; Cypriniformes; Cyprinidae. The coding region runs from base 174 to 695 and encodes 173 amino acids.